UUUGCCAAACUGUUAAAUAAUAAUUAUUAAAUCUACAUGUAAGAGAGAGACAGCGGAAUAAGACAGAAAGAGGUGCCUGGGGGAUCUGUAGGCUGUAGCCUCCCUCCCCCACUGGCUACAACUUCAGGUUUAAUCUGUUCAGAGGCGAUCAAAGGUUGAAACUUUGUCAAAUUUCAGGCAAAUUUUUAGAACUAGGAGGGUUUGAAUCUGGUAGUUGAAAAUGGGGGUUAUGUCCAGACGGGCUCUUCCUGUCUGUGGUAGCAUCUGCAUUUUCUGUCCGUCGCUGCGAGCGAGGUCAAGACAACCAGUGAAAAGAUAUAAGAAGCUCCUUGCAGAAAUAUUUCCUAAAAAUCAGGAUAUUGAGCCAAAUGACAGAAAGAUUGGGAAGCUUUGUGAAUAUGUAUCAAAGAAUCCGCUAAGAGUUCCUAAGAUAACGGAAUACCUAGAACAACGAUUUUACAAGGAUUUACGAAAUGGGAAUGUUGGAUCAGCAAAGGUUGUUCUGUGCGUGUACAGGAAAUUUAUAUCUUCAUGUAAGGAGCAGAUGCCAUUGUUUGCGAGCAGUUUAUUAGGAAUCAUUCGAACUCUUCUAGAUCAAACGAGCCAAGAGGAAAUGCAAAUAUUGGCUUGCAAUGCCCUUGUCGACUUCUUAAAUGUCCAGGUGGAGAGCACAUAUAUGUUCAACAUAGAAGGUCUUGUUCCCAAACUUUGUCAACUAGCUCAAGAAGUAGGGAAUGAUGAUAGAUCUUUUUGCCUGCGGGCAGCUGGAUUGCAAGCGCUUUCCUCAAUGGUGCAAUUCAUGGGUGAACAGUCCCACAUUCCCAUGGAAUUUGACAAAAUCAUAUCGGCAACUUUAGAUAAUUUUGCGGAUACCCAAAUUAUGCUUUUGAAUGGCAAGCUGGAUGGAGUAAUUUGUGAAAGCCCAGAUCAAUGUAGCCGAGUAUCAACAAACACAGAUGAUAAUAGGCUGUCAACUGUAAACAUUUGCAAAGAUGUCACUUCUUCAGUGGACCUUCACAACAUUAAACAACAAUUAGAACUACCAAUGAAUGCUUCAAAAAGUCCUUCUUAUUGGGCUAAGGUCUGCUUGUAUAAUAUGGCUGGCUUAGCGAAGGAAGCUACAACUGUCAGGCGUGUACUUGAACCCUUUUUCCAUAUUUUUGAUUCAGAAGACUGCUGGUGUCCCGAGAGGGGGCUUGCCUUUUCUGUCUUGAUGUAUAUGCAAGUGGUGUUGGAAGAUUCAGCUGCGGAAAACUCUCAUUUAUUAUUAUCAAUCUUGGUGAAGCACUUGGAUCAUAAAAAUGUUGCCAAGCAGCCUCUUAAACAGAUCAGUAUCAUUCAUGUCAUCAGGCAACUUGCACAGUAUGUUAAGCAACAAGCUUCAGUUUCACUAACAGGUGCAUUGACUGACCUAAUAAAGCAUCUACGCAAAUGCAUGCAAUAUUCAGUAGACGUAUCUAGCUCUGGAAGUGGCGCAGAGAAGUUAAAUGCAGAUCUUCAGUCAGCAUUAGAAAAAUGUAUCUCGCAGCUGUCAAGUAAGGUUGGAGAUGUUGGGCCAAUUCUUGAUAUGAUGGCCGUAGUGCUUGAGAAUGUUCCAAAUAGCAACAUUGUUGCCAGAACAACGAUCUUCUCUGUUUAUCGCACUGCUCGGAUAGUAUCUUCCCUACCCAAUAUAUCUUAUCACAAAAAGACCUUUCCUGAUGCUUUAUUUCACCAACUGCUUUUAGCCAUGAGCCAUACAGAUAAUGAAACUCGAAUCGGGGCACACCGCAUAUUGGCCUCUGUGCUUAUGCCCUCUUUGAUUUGCCCUUGGUCAGACCUAAAAGAGCUGGCUUUGCUAAACGGUUUUGGGCCUUCAUCCAUUCUUCCAAAAUUGGAAGCAAAAGGUGGAAGUAACUCCAUUCCUGAGGAAAGUGAAGAGAAAGUACAAUCUAUGGACACAUUGGAAGACAGCCAGAGAUGGAAUGAUGUAAAUCAGUCUCAAGUUUGUCGAUCACAUAGUAACUCUUACAGUUUUAAGAGUGCUAUGACCAAUGGAAAUAUGGAGCUUGCUUCACUUAGACUGAGUAGUCAUCAAGUCAGUCUCUUGCUUUCCUCUAUCUGGGUUCAGGCAACUUGUAGAGAAAAUAUUCCUUUCAAUUUUGAAGCAAUGGCUCACACUUACAGUAUUGCUUUGCUACUGACCCGGACCAAGACUUCCAGUCAUGUGGCUCUGGUUAGGUGUUUCCAGUUAGCAUUUUCUCUGAGGAGCAUAUCCCUUGAUCAAGAAGGAGGUCUACAACCAUCUCGAAGAAGAUCUCUCUUCACCAUGGCAUCGAGCAUGCUUAUAUUUUCAGCAAGAGCAGGCAAUCUUCCGGAGCUGAUCCCUAUUGUUAAAUCAUCUUUGACAAAUAUAACUGUUGAUCCUUAUCUGGAGUUGGUUGACAAUAUCAGACUCGAAGCAGUCAUCCAGAAACUAGUUGAUGGUGGAAGGACCUAUGGAUCAGAUGAAGAUGAAUUUGCUGCAUUAAAAUCUCUUUCAGCUGUAGAAUCAGAUGAACAACAGUUGAAAGAAACUGUUUUAUCUCACUUGAUUUCCAAAUUCAAGGAGUUAUCAGAGGAUGAAUUAUCUAGCAUAAAGAAACAACUUUUGCAGGGAUUUUCACCAGAUGAGUCAUAUCCUUUGGGUGCUCCAUUAUUCAUGGAGACACCACAACAAAGCUUCCCACUUGCACAGCUAGACUUUCAAUCUUUUGACGAGGUGGGCACUUCAUUGUUUGACGAAGCCUUACCUGAUGCUAGUGGAAGCCAAAGCCAAUCUGGUCGUAAGACAUCCAGUUCCUCCAAUGCACUUGAUAUUCUAAAUGUGAAUCAGCUUCUCGAGUCGGUGUUGGAAACAGCUCAACAAGUGGCUAACUUGCCUUCCUCCACCACCCUCAUAUCGUAUGACCAAGUGAGAAACCAAUGUGAGGCCCUUGUGACUGGUAAGCAACAGAAGAUGUCAGUGCUCCAAAGUUUCAAGCAGCAACAGGAAACCAAAGCUAUUGUUCUUGCUGAUGAUACUGAGAUGAAGAGGCCCACAAUCAUGGACAGGCCUAUGGAGGAGGAACCUAUUCCAGAUUCGAUAGGCAAAGAAAUGAUCCAACGCCAUGAUCAGUUGUAUCCUUGCUCAUUGGAGUAUGGUUAUCAAUCUUUUCGGUUACCACCUGCAAGCCCCUAUGACAAGUUUUUGAAAGCUGCUGGAUGCUAAAUUGAACAGGUUAACUCUGUAUUUCAUGUAUGUAAUAGUAUAAUAAUUCCAUUUUUUUUCCUUUUAUAAUCUCCAUUUCUUUGUAAGUUUACCAUAAGUGGUUAAUUUUUUCAUUCUUUGUAAUAGAAAGUUAUGUUAUAUAGUAUACAAGUUGAAAUAUAAAAAUUUUUGGUUGGUUGAGUUGUGAUAAAAGUAUAGAACCAUGUUGAGACACCUAAAUUGGUGUUUUAACUUGCAACCGUAAUCAGCAGAAUGUAUCUUUUAUUAAAAAAAAAA
Chenopodium quinoa (quinoa) is the source of this 3505-nucleotide messenger RNA. RefSeq lists its product as uncharacterized. NCBI's taxonomy places the organism in Eukaryota, Viridiplantae, Streptophyta, Magnoliopsida, Caryophyllales, Amaranthaceae. The transcript is spliced from 21 exons. Bases 221 to 3229 code for a protein of 1002 amino acids. The record is from RefSeq and is a predicted model, not a curated record.